Hippocampus comes (tiger tail seahorse) is the source of this 2755-nucleotide messenger RNA. It is a transcript of the gene cunh21orf91, whose product is annotated as chromosome unknown C21orf91 homolog. The record is from RefSeq and is a predicted model, not a curated record. The transcript is spliced from 5 exons. Lineage: Eukaryota; Metazoa; Chordata; Actinopteri; Syngnathiformes; Syngnathidae. Bases 202 to 1083 code for a protein of 293 amino acids.
ACAUUCCGGUGGUAGACUGGAGGUUUCUGCUAAAUGUUUUGGGAUUUGCCGUGACGCGUGGAUGUUAUCAGAUGUUUGUGUGUUUUACCGAGCGAAGAACAACUGCUGUACGACGAGACGGAAACAGCGACCAGACCGAGGACAGUCUCUUGAAGAAAGGGAGAGUUGGUGGCACUCGCUGGCUGUUUCGCUGGACGUGCCAUGGAUGAAGAGGAGCAGUUUGUGAACAUUGAUCUGAAUGACGACAACAUCUGCAGCGUCUGCAAGCUGGAGACAGAUACAGGGACCUUAUCUUUCUGCCACGUCUGCUUUGAUCUCAGCAUUGAAGGCGUUUCUGCUUCCACUCUAUUACAUUCGAAGUCUCUGCGCGGCCACAGAGACUGCUUUGAGAAAUGUCACCUCAUCGCCAACCAGAAGCUGUCACACUCCAAGAUCUCCCGAAGUGCCUACGAGGGCAUGAAACUGGCCCUCAGCCAAAAACUGAAUCGUAUCAUCCAGUACGCGCAGAACAAAGACAAUGUCCCGUCCAACAAUGGCCUCGGCAGACGCGGGUCCAGGCUUCUCUGUUACAGCCAGCUGGGCGACCGCAAGCUGCUGCCUCAGUCAGAAGCCCAGGUGCCCCGUUACGCCCCCCACUGGGAAGCAGUGGACGCACCGCGGCUGCCUGACUACAGCAUGGGGACGCUGGAGUGUCACACAGCCCAGGAACUGAGGAUGCUGCAGAACUCGCAGGGGGACGUAUGGUCCAGCGACGGCAGGAAAGCUCUUCACAUCCGGAAUUCACCGUCAGCGGGAGGGCAAACUGAGCGCAAACAUCAGGGCCACAGCAGAGAUGAAUUGACUCAAAUGUGUGUGGAUGAGCUCCAUCACUUGAACACCCAGCUUCUCAUUAAGAUCCAAAAGGUCUUCGACGAGCUUACUGCGGCCGUGCAGGAGAAAGAUUCGUUGGCGUCCGAGCUGCACGUGCGUCAUGUAGCCAUCGAGCAGCUCUUCAAGAACUGUGCCAAGCUGCCCUGGCUGCACAUUAGUAGGGCUGGCGUCAAGACCGGCAGCGGCAAUGGUGUCGGAGGCCCCGUGGAGUGAUGUGCAUGCGCGUGUCUUUGGGACAAUUAUGUAUGUGUUUGCAGCAAUAAGACUGAGAACGAAAUGCCCUCUGCGUGAUGCUGUGGGGAUAGCACUGAGCUCAGGAUUAAGGGCUUGCUUGGUGACAAACGGCUGAAUUUUACUCAAACUGGUCAAAGUCCAAAAUCUCUUAAGGCACUGUGUUUCAUUUACUUAUGGUUCAUUUUGUGCAGGUAUAUUUUACCCAUUUUCUGUUAAAUAUUAUAUAUUUUUAUAUUUCUGCUCAUCAUUCUCAGCAUUUUAAAACCUGGCUUGCUUGAAUUUAUGUUAUAUUGUGCAACAAUGGCGUCCAUUUUUGUUGCACUUAAAAACAAGUCAUUUUUUUGAAAUCUGCAUUUCAACUGCUUUUUGUUCUCUGGUAUAUAACUUUUACGUACAGCUGAGUCGGUAUCACGGUAAAGCACUGAACAUGCGAAGGUUACACAAUUAUAUCAACAAAGGAUUUUAGAUCAGUGCAAUAAGAUGAGAUCAGUUGAACUCUGAAAAGAUCACAGGACAAAACCAAAAGGGGGAACUCAUGGACCAGGGCUUUAGAAUAAUUUAUCUGUAUAGCUUAUAUGCCCUGUUGGGUAUUCCCCCCCACCCCCAAAAAAAAGCGUCUUCAUUACAUUAUUCAAGCUCCCUCUGAAAAAGUAUUGUUGUAGUACAGAGAUGCAUGGAGAACUUUUAAAGAGAUAUUUAAUUGUCAAACCCAAGUCAGUUUAGAUUCUGUGCUUCUCUUAUGAACUGUAAACGCCAUGAACAGAUGUCGCAACACCGAACUGUGUUUCACUUUUUGUUUCUACUCAAUUCCUCAGAGUAUUACUUUUUAACCAACUUAGACUUUGUUCUCAGUGACUAUGUAAUUCUUUGUUAUUAUGUUUUUUUUAAAUGUUUUUUUUAAGUUGUGGUAGACGUAUGUCAUUGUGAUACUAGAGACACCGUUUUGGUUAGUUCAUGAAAUAAGAAAUCUAUGCAAAAGAGAGACAGAUCAUUUAGAGGCCGAAUGCAAACAGCUACUUGUCUUGAGAAAGCUCCUUUGGCUGCAGAAUCAGAUUCGUGAUUAGAAAGAGUUGAAACUUUCAUUCUCUUUGUAAGAGAGUCCAUUUAUUUGACCCUUUGUGGGGUUUAGCUCCAUUUGAGACGAAUAUAUUUUUUGAGUAGGUUUUAGCAAAGAGAUUUCUGUUUUUGUGGAGUUUUAAUGUUAUGAAUAUGGAUGCCGUGUAUUUUUGUACCGUGUAGAAAAAAAAACUGCUCAUCUAUGCCUUUGUUCAGCAGAAUUCCUCAACUGGAGACUCGAGUAUAAAUUUUGACCUUUAUUUUAAACAGCCACAUUUGUGUUGUGUGAGGUUUUACUUUCUAUUUAUUUUGUGUGCGUGUGUGUGUGUGUGUGUCAUAGUGGAGCUUAAACAGCUUGUAUGAUUUAUGCUUUUUUUUCGGUUUCAAUAAAAUGACGUUAUUUUUUUUUGCUACAGUGUUUGUCUUACAUAUUACAUUCUUGCCUUGGCAAGGUGAGUUUCAAUUGAUGCACAUGUGGUAACGUCAGGGUCUGUUUUUAUGAUAUGUAUUGCUGAUCAAAUUGUAUACUCACGUUGCAAACUUUCAUCACAUCAAAUCAUCAACAAUGUCCUAAUAAACAUUGCCCAAAUAUUAA